CGACAAUCCACUCACAUUCCCUUGCGUGCAUUCUAGAAGUCCUGGCUGGCAACACCUUCCGGUUCCUAAUUUAACACAACCUCCUUCAUUCAGGUCCCAACUAGUGGCUUGCGUCUUGCGAUCCGGCCCUAAGCUUCUGGAACUGCAACCCGAGUCUUAUCGCCCGUCCGCAUCAGAGCUAAUUUUCGAUCCCCACCAUUUUCCGAGGAUUCACGCCCCUCGAUUCGACUCUUUUUCAUCCUUCCUAGGGUCCCCUCCAGCUAAUCCCUUCCACAAUCCUGCGCUUUCAGUAAUCCCUGUCUGCCUGGAACUUUUUGACUUUUUACGCACACUCUCUCAAUACAUUUUUUCCUACUUUCGCAUUUGCUAAUUUUCUUCCGAUUUACCCUUCGGACUUCUAAGGAUACCCCUACCGGCUUUGCGACCUCGUGAAAAUCGACAGAUCAUGUCCGACUAUACCGCUGAUAAGUCUGCUACGGACCAGCCCAUAAAUGGGUUCAAGCCGUUAUCAAAUGUGGAAGGUUUCUCCUUGCCUGCGACAGGGGAUGACCUCUCACGUCUGAGCGCUCGUGGAGAAUUUUCAAUGGCCAACGGGAUUUCCAUGGAGGAUAUGGAUGAUGAUGACGAAGAAGAGGUCGAAGAUGACUACGUUGCCGUUGACCAUGACGAUAUCAACGAAUAUCCUUAUUGGUUCCGCCGCCCACCUGUGCAUCAACGCACGAAGCUGGACGAGUUGCACCCUUUUGUACAGGUUUUGACCGUGUCGAACGUGGACGACUGUGUCAAUGUGGAGAACGCGUUUCCCGAACAGGAGCGUUGUACCCGAGAGAAGUUUGUAUAUCGCCUGAACCGAUGCCCCGAACUUUGUUUAGGCCUCUUCACGCUCCCUAUUCUAGGAGAGGACCAGCCAAAGCCUCGCCCGACGUUGGUUGGACACAUCGUCGCAACUCGUACCUCGACUCCGUUUGUGACCGAUAAAUCUAUGCAGCUCCCCGCGAACUGGGAAACCGAGCGCAUGACUGUGGAAAACGGAGAGACUGUUGGCCAUGAUGAAUACGGCGGCACGAUUGCUAUCCACUCUCUGGCUGUCUCGCCGGAACACCAGGGCAAGCAGGUAGCCAGCACGUUGAUGAAGUCGUACAUCCAAAGGAUUAGGGAAGCCCAGAUUGCCGAACGCCUUUCUCUCAUCGCCCACGAUCAUCUGGUGCCAUUUUAUGAAUCGUUUGGAUUCGAAAACCGUGGUCCCAGCAAGUGUAAGUUUGGCAGCGGCGGUUGGACAAAUCUGGUGUUGGAUUUCAUCGCAGAGUGAAAUUCUAUAGAAUGUUCUUAACGGCUGCGAAGAAAUCUGCGCCUUUUCCUCUUACCUCGCGUAUCUUCCUUUCUAUGACUUCUUUUCUUUCCUUUUCAUUAUUCUUUCUUAUUUUCCCCUUUUGUCAUUUCCUCACAAUUCCCACGCGACAUUUGACGCAUGUUAUGUUGAAACACUGGGUUUGGUCUUUACAUGGUGGGUUCAAGAGAAAAGCAACGGAGUUUGUCUGGGCUACGAUGGUUCUGGGACAGAUACCCCAUGCUGAUGAUGACCAUGAAUAGGCGGUUAGUUUCAGGUCAGGGCAGGAAUAUUUGUGUAUCAUAGUCCCGCGGUAGUUCAAUGUACAUGAUCAUGAUAGAGAGCAGAUCAGAUCAAAUGAGGAGUCAAGUAAGAUAAUCUAGAAUGAGUAAUAGGC
Messenger RNA from Aspergillus alliaceus, 1724 nucleotides. Its product is annotated as polyamine acetyltransferase. NCBI's taxonomy places the organism in Eukaryota, Fungi, Ascomycota, Eurotiomycetes, Eurotiales, Aspergillaceae. Gene Ontology annotation, molecular function: aralkylamine N-acetyltransferase activity. The coding region runs from base 446 to 1309 and encodes 287 amino acids. The record is from RefSeq and is a predicted model, not a curated record. Gene Ontology annotation, cellular component: cytoplasm. The transcript is spliced from 3 exons.